Molecule: messenger RNA, 2332 nt
Organism: Podarcis raffonei (Aeolian wall lizard)
Lineage: Eukaryota; Metazoa; Chordata; Lepidosauria; Squamata; Lacertidae
Exons: 6
Coding region: 448-2031 (527 amino acids)
Source: RefSeq, a predicted model, not a curated record
UAGAAAGCCUGAGAAACAGCAACCCCCAGUUUUGUGCAGCUGGCGAAGCCUGAAAGCGGCUUCCUGGUGGGGGCGGGGGAGGAAAUGGCCUGUUUGAAGCCUUGCAAGCCGCCCCAGCAGCGAUAAUCGAUAAUCUCGCAGCAGCUGCAUGUGCAGCAGAAGGAAGCCGAGCCCCUGCUCCCGUAGGAAGGGGGCCAGAUCCCCGAAGAGCCUUCUGUUUUCUGUAUGUCUUCCCUGCAGGAGCAAAACCUUGUGUGUGAUGCUGACAUCCGUAUGUCUAAACGCCCUAAAUAAUUUGUAGCACGAUUGGGAAAAGGAAAAAAAAAGGACCCUGGGAGAUCAGUUUGAGGAACCGGCGCCGUUUGCCCAAUGCUCGCAGCAAGAGAGGGAGGUCUGUGAGCAACACCCGGUGCAGGCCGACGUUGACACAAGCCUGGAAAGGACAAAAUGGCUGCCGAGCGGGCGGUGGCGGCCAACCUCCAGAUGGCGGGAGACCAAGUGCUGCAGAUAAAGAUGGAAGAGGAGGAUGAGGAAGAGGAAGAUGGACCGGCAAAAGGGCCUUGCGUCAUCCGGGCCGGGAGCCUGAGGGACAUUUUGGGAUGGCCAGGGCCGGAGCAGGUCAAGCAGGAGCUGGGCGAAGAGGUGCCUCAGUGCUGGGAAGCCCACGGCCAGGAGCCCCUGAGACUCAUCCAGUCGCCUCAUUCGGGAUGGGGGCCCCCUCAGCAGCCGGAGGAGCUCAUCCUGAGGCAACGAGGAGCAAGGAGACAGGAGCAGCAGGUGCCGGUCCUUUUUGACGAGAUGGACGUCCAUUCCCCGGAGGCCGACCACACCUUGCUGGACAGACGGCGGUAUCUCCGCAGGGAGGCCAAGCAGAGGCUGGAGAGGGAUACCAGCUCACUCACUGGCUCUGCCGUGCCGAUGCCACAUUUCCCGAAGAUGAGCCGCCGUGGCACCAACUGGUCGUACGCCGAGGUGAUUGAUCUCCUGGAUAUCUGGGGGGAGCAGAGGAUCCAGCAGGUCCUUCAGAGCAGCCACCGGAACAUGGACACGUUCCAGGUCAUUGCCAACGAGAUGGCCAAGAGAGGCCACGAGCGGACAGCCCAGGAGUGCCGCACCAAGACCAAGACGAUGCGCCGGGACUACAAGAAGGUCAAAGAGAACAACUGCUCGGGGACAGGGCGCCUCACCUGCCCCUUUUACGACCAGCUGGAGCAGAUUCUGGAUUCCGGAGCGCCACAAUCCGCGGGGCAGGCCCAGAGUUACGGACACCAGGAGGAGUCAGGGGGAGAUGAUGGUCCCCUGUGUGGCCUGGAGGACGGGGGGCCCCACGAGUCUGAGGACUACCUCGAGCCCCACGACUUCUUCGACCCCUCUGCCCAGUUCUCCAUCGAACUCGUCGAUUCUGUGGACUCCACCACAGUGGUGUGCAAAACAGAGGACGACUCUGAGGAGCCAAUAAGCACCCCUCGGCCGGCCGCGGAAGCCGAUCAUUUGCUCAACCCCUUGCCACCUGCCCCGCCUAGUCUCCCUGGCAGCCCAGACACCACUGGCUCCACAGCAGACGUGCACCCGACCCCUUGCCACAGCCCCUUGCCUGGGCCAACGGGCCUCUCGGCCGCUGAACGCCUCGCCAACAUCCGGAACCGGCACAAGAAGACCAGGAACGAUUUGGCCGCGGAGCUGGCGAUGGCCGCGGACCUGCGGAUGCAGGCGGCUACCGACAGAAUCCUUUCCGCCCUUGACGGCUACGCCAAAGCAGACCUGGAGGACCGCGAGAAGGACAGGGUGGGCACCGAGCAGAUCAUUGCCAUCAUGCAACGGCAGACAGAACUUCUGGAGCUGCUCAUAUGGCAGCGGCAGUCCACUCCGGCGGCCGUGUCCACUGCCCCCUCACGCCAAGCAUGGCCGCCACGGACAGCCCAAUCCAGCCACCGGCCUGCAGGCCCUUCUUCCUCCCGCCUGGGCGUCCCCAGGCGGCCGUUGACACCCAGGGCCCGUGCCAGGAGAAGGCCUCAGAACUACAGCCCUUGACUCUUGCCUUUGGCAAUCCCCUACAAGAGCUUGCGGUUGUCAGCUUGCCGUGUUUCAUUCUUUAAUUCGGUUAACCUCUUGGGAGUUGUUUUCUCUUCCACACACACACACCAUGCUUUCCCAUUAGGGUUAAAAAGAGAGCGCUGUCAACAAACCGAAGGCUUCAUCCUAACAGCCGUUUGUUCUACCAUUGCUGAAAGCUAACGAAAACCCUAUUUUAAAAAAUAAAGUAUUUUCUUUCUUUUUUAAUAAACGUCGAGCCCUGGCAUCAAAUUAAAAAGGAAAGAAAGCAAAAAGUGAA